Molecule: messenger RNA, 1454 nt
Organism: Tachysurus vachellii
Lineage: Eukaryota; Metazoa; Chordata; Actinopteri; Siluriformes; Bagridae
Gene: mtnr1ab
Product: melatonin receptor 1A b
Exons: 2
Coding region: 120-1175 (351 amino acids)
Biological process (GO): G protein-coupled receptor signaling pathway
Cellular component (GO): membrane
Molecular function (GO): melatonin receptor activity
Source: RefSeq, a predicted model, not a curated record
CACAAGAGGCUUUUAAUUCCCACUGUUUUUAUGCAACCCAAACUACAGACUACUCGAAAAGUUUUGCAAUGCCGCCAACACCUGUGAAUGAUGCUGAGGACUGAAAAGUGAGAUUUAAAAUGAGCACAAAUGGCAGCACAUUAGCGAACAUUUCCUCGCUGCCUCCUCAGGAGCUCACACUCAGCCGUCCUCCUUGGCUUUCCAGCACUCUGGGGAGUGUUCUCAUCUUCACCAUCGUGGUCGACAUACUAGGCAACCUGCUGGUUAUUUUCUCCGUGUACCGGAAUAAGAAGCUCAGAAACGCAGGGAACAUAUUUGUGGUGAGCCUGGCAGUAGCAGACCUAGUCGUGGCAGUUUAUCCCUACCCACUGGUGCUGAUGUCUAUUUUCAACAAUGGAUGGAACCUGGGCUUUGUACAUUGCCAAAUCAGUGGCUUUCUGAUGGGACUAAGUGUCAUUGGGUCCAUAUUUAAUAUCACUGGAAUUGCUUUAAACCGGUACUGUUACAUUUGUCACAGCCUCAAGUAUGACAAGCUCUACAGUGACAAAAACUCCCUGUGCUACGUCAUCCUGAUAUGGAUCCUAACCGUUGUCGCUAUAGUGCCGAACUUCUUUGUGGGCUCACUGCAGUAUGACCCCCGGGUGUACUCAUGCACGUUCGCACAGUCUGCCAGUUCGGCCUAUACUAUUGCAGUGGUCUUCUUCCACUUCAUCCUUCCCAUAUUGGUUGUCACCUAUUGCUACAUGAGGAUCUGGAUACUGGUCAUCCAGGUACGAAGACGUGUCAAACCCGAGUUCCGACCCAAGCUUACACCACAUACAGUGAGGAAUUUUAUCACCAUGUUUGUAGUGUUUGUGCUUUUUGCCAUCUGUUGGGCACCACUAAACUUUAUCGGCCUGGCUGUUGCUGUGAAUCCUGAGCGGGUGGCGCCUCUCAUCCCGGAGUGGCUCUUUGUAUUUAGUUAUUUCAUGGCCUACUUUAACAGCUGCCUUAAUGCCAUUGUGUAUGGACUGCUCAAUCAGAACUUUAGACAAGAGUACAAAAAAAUAAUCAUCUCAUUUUGCACUGCUAGGAUGUUCUACCCAGACAGCUCCAAUGAUGCUGUAGACAGGAUGAAAAGCAAGCCAUCUGCUUUAAUGUCAAACAAUAACCAAGUGAAAGUUGACUCAGUGUAAACACUUACACUGGUUUAAGGUUUAAUCCAGCAUGAGCAAGAUGCACAUGAAAUACUCCAAAUACUCCUCUGGACUCCUUGGGACUGUAAAAGGUACUAUAUACUAAUAAAUCUAUAAACAAUGUACAAAGACAUACAAGGUGUAUGAAUUUUCUUUAACAAAUUCUUUUUUUAAAUCGUGCACUGCAGAUAUUCUGAGUCAUGUUUACAUUUCUUAACGGGGAAAGACGUAAAAGACAUAUUUAUUUAUUGUGACAGUUUUUAUUGAUCAUUUUGUUCU